UUGGCUUGGAUUACUCCCCAAGCAAAAGCCCGUGCCAUCGGGUCAAAUUUCAACCGUUUAAACCCUAGCAACCAGGGUUUAUGCUCGCGCGCUUGUCCCCGUCUCAGAAAACUUGUUUUCUUAAUCCCCUUCUUCCUCUCCUUAUGAUCCGAAUUCCAAUUCCAACUCAUUGGUAAUCACACCAUUGACUCAAACAUUUUGUAGUUCUUUUGCUUUAUUAUCCAUGGCUGCUUCUAGAUUAUCAUCUUGCGUAGCAUUAGCAGCCGCCGCCGCUGCUUCCGCCUCCACGCUCCAGAACCGCGCGUAUGCCGACUCGCCAUUUCGGUUCCCUCCGUUCUCCUCAUCCUCUUCUUCUACUCCCUCGGUUUCGCAGGCGGAGCAAUCAUCAAAUGCGAAACCGGAGCCCGAUGAGCCCAAAGGAGCAGGGUUCGAUCCAGAGGCUCUUGAAAGAGGCGCCAAAGCUCUUCGAGAGAUUAACAACUCUCCACAUGCCAAACAGGUUUUUGAUCUUAUGAGAAAGCAGGAACAAACUCGGCUAACAGAGGUAUCAGCUGAGAAAGCUCAUUAUGAAGCAAUUCAAUCACAGGCUGAUAUCGACAGGCAGCGGAAGUUGGCUGAAGAGCAACGGAAUUUAAUGCAACAACAAGCUCAGGCAAAAGCACAAAUGCUGAGAUACGAAGAUGAGUUGGCCAGAAAAAGAAUGCAGACAGAUCAUGAAGCUCAGAGGAGACAUAAUGCUGAAUUGGUUAAGAUGCAAGAAGAGUCAUCUAUCAGAAAAGAACAAGCAAGACGAGCUACUGAGGAGCAGAUACAAGCUCAACAACGACAGACGGAGAAAGAGAGGGCUGAAAUGGAGCGGGAAACUGUAAGAGUUAAGGCCAUGGCUGAGGCGGAGGGACGGGCUCAUGAGGCAAAAUUGACAGAGGAUCAUAAGAGGCGAAUGCUAAUAGAAAGGGUGAAUGGAGAAAGAGAGAAAUGGCUUGCUGCAAUUAAUACAACUUUCAGUCACAUAGAAGGGGGUUUUAGAACUUUAUUGACUGAUAGGAAUAAGCUACUUAUGACUAUUGGAGGAGCUACUGCAUUAGCAGCAGGAGUUUACACUACAAGAGAAGGAGCUAGAGUCACUUGGAGUUAUAUCAAUAGGAUACUGGGUCAGCCGUCACUGAUUCGAGAAUCAUCUAUUGCUAAAUUUCCUUGGUCAGGCAUAAUGUCUCAAGCAAGGAACCGAGCCUUAAAGUAUAAUACAGCAGCUGGGACAGCAGCACCACUGGAAAGCAAAAAGGGUCUUGAGAAUGUUGUUCUCCACCCCUCAUUGAAAAGGAGAAUAGAGCAUCUUGCUAGGGCUACAGCAAACACCAAGACUCACCAGGCCCCUUUCAGAAACAUGCUAUUUUAUGGGCCUCCUGGCACUGGUAAAACAAUGGUUGCAAGGGAGAUAGCACAAAAAUCGGGAUUGGAUUAUGCCAUGAUGACAGGAGGAGAUGUUGCACCACUGGGUGCACAGGCUGUCACCAAAAUCCAUGAGAUAUUUGAUUGGGCUAAGAAGUCAAAGAAAGGUUUACUGCUUUUUAUUGAUGAGGCCGAUGCUUUUCUAUGCGAGCGUAAUAGUAUACAUAUGAGUGAAGCACAACGGAGUGCUUUGAAUGCAUUGCUUUUCCGAACCGGAGAUCAGUCAAGAGAUAUAGUUCUUGUGCUUGCCACGAACCGGCCAGGGGAUCUUGACAGUGCUAUCACUGACCGCAUUGAUGAGGUGAUCGAGUUCCCACUUCCUGGGGAGGAAGAAAGAUUCAAACUUCUGAAGCUUUAUUUAAACAAGUACCUCUCUGAUGAAAGUGAUGGUACAUCCAAGUGGGGUGCUUUGUUCAAUAAAAAGCCACAGAAGAUAACAAUAAAAGAUUUAUCAGAAGAUGAAAUCCGAGAGGCUGCAAAAAAGAUAGAAGGUUUCUCUGGCCGUGAGAUAGCUAAACUCGUGGCUAGCAUCCAGGCAGCCGUCUACGGGCGCCCAGACUGUGUAUUGGAUUCUCAGAUGUUCAAGGAAAUAUUAGAUUACAAGGUCGCGGAGCAUCAACAGAGAAUAAAAUUGGCAGCUGAAGGUGGUUUGCCAUCUUAGCUUGGCAUUUACUCCUAUGAUUUUUACUCGCAGGAUAGAGUAGGCCUUCUCUUUGAAACCAUAAAUGUGGGAAUUUUGUCUUUGUUCCCACAUAUUUCGGAAUUUACUGCCUUGAUGGGUCAUUUACGUUUAAUCACCCUUGUUUGUAAUUGGCUUCCAAACAUUGAUGAAGAUUAUCGAUUGACCGAAUGCUAUUAGAUUCAUUGCAAUAGCCUGGUUCUGUAUUGUGAGUUCA
This is a messenger RNA of Theobroma cacao (cacao), 2345 nucleotides long. Its product is annotated as AAA-type ATPase family protein. Gene Ontology annotation, cellular component: mitochondrion. Gene Ontology annotation, biological process: mitochondrion organization. Gene Ontology annotation, molecular function: ATP hydrolysis activity; ATP binding; zinc ion binding. The record is from RefSeq and is a predicted model, not a curated record. Lineage: Eukaryota; Viridiplantae; Streptophyta; Magnoliopsida; Malvales; Malvaceae.